Emys orbicularis (European pond turtle) is the source of this 916-nucleotide messenger RNA. It is a transcript of the gene U2AF1, whose product is annotated as U2 small nuclear RNA auxiliary factor 1. Gene Ontology annotation, cellular component: spliceosomal complex; U2AF complex. The transcript is spliced from 8 exons. Gene Ontology annotation, molecular function: metal ion binding; pre-mRNA 3'-splice site binding. NCBI's taxonomy places the organism in Eukaryota, Metazoa, Chordata, Testudines, Emydidae. The record is from RefSeq and is a predicted model, not a curated record. Gene Ontology annotation, biological process: mRNA splicing, via spliceosome. Bases 44 to 793 code for a protein of 249 amino acids.
AAUCGGCGCCGGGGCCUCUCCGGCGGUCGGUCGGUGGUGGGAGAUGGCGGAGUAUCUGGCCUCCAUCUUCGGCACAGAGAAGGACAAAGUCAACUGUUCAUUUUAUUUCAAAAUUGGAGCUUGCCGUCACGGGGACAGAUGUUCUCGAUUGCACAAUAAACCAACAUUUAGCCAGACCAUUGCCCUCUUGAACAUUUACCGUAACCCUCAAAACUCUUCCCAGUCUGCUGACGGUUUGCGCUGUGCUGUGAGCGAUGUUGAAAUGCAGGAACAUUAUGAUGAAUUCUUUGAGGAGGUCUUCACGGAAAUGGAAGAAAAAUAUGGUGAAGUUGAGGAGAUGAACGUUUGUGAUAACCUUGGAGAUCAUCUAGUUGGAAAUGUAUAUGUAAAGUUUCGUCGUGAAGAAGAUGCAGAAAAGGCUGUGAUUGAUCUGAACAAUCGCUGGUUUAAUGGUCAGCCAAUUCAUGCUGAACUUUCACCUGUGACUGACUUCAGAGAAGCUUGUUGCCGUCAAUAUGAAAUGGGAGAGUGUACGCGAGGAGGUUUCUGUAACUUUAUGCAUUUGAAGCCCAUUUCCCGAGAAUUGCGACGUGAAUUAUAUGGACGUCGUCGUAAGAAGCAUAGAUCUAGGUCAAGGUCCCGUGAACGUCGUUCUAGAUCUAGAGAUCGUGGUCGUGGAGGUGGUGGAGGAGGAGGCGGCGGUGGCGGCGGCGGAGGAGGAGGAGGAGGAGGAGGAGGACGAGAACGUGAUAGGAGGCGGUCAAGAGAUCGUGAAAGAUCUGGUCGAUUCUGAGCCAUGCCAUUUUUACUAUUGUGUCUGGUAGAAAGUGUUGUAGUCAAUUGACCAAACAAGUUCCUAAUGAGAUUUUUUUUUAAAAAGAUGGGCUUCUGAAUAAAAAUUUGUAGUGAUACAGUA